Heterobasidion irregulare TC 32-1 is the source of this 1035-nucleotide messenger RNA. RefSeq lists its product as uncharacterized. Lineage: Eukaryota; Fungi; Basidiomycota; Agaricomycetes; Russulales; Bondarzewiaceae. The transcript has 5 exons. Gene Ontology annotation, biological process: secondary metabolite biosynthetic process. The record is from RefSeq and is a predicted model, not a curated record. Bases 1 to 918 code for a protein of 305 amino acids.
AUGGAUAAAUUACCUCCUCUGCCUUCCAUUACGCGGCUGAGUAACUCAGUUGUACGAGUGCUAGGCCAGAAUCCUGGCAAAUUCACACUUCAAGGCACAAAUACCUACCUCAUCGGCCCUACGAACCCAUAUAUUCUACUUGAUACUGGAGCAGGGCAAACAGCCUUUCCACCACUCCUCCAAUCAAUGCUCAAAGCAACACACGCCCAUCUCCCAGAUAUCUCCGACAUUGUAAUAACCCAUAAACAUCAUGAUCAUGUCUGUGGUCUACCCUCCGUUAUUGGGGUCCUCCGAGAACUCUGGGUAGCUCAGAACGGCGGCGUCUAUCACGACUUGCAUGACGGGCAAAGCAUCUUUAUCCCGUCGCCCGACGCACCUCAGCAAGUGCUGAAGGUCAUCCAUACACCGGGGCACACCGCAGACUCGAUAUCAUUGCUCUACCCUACGGAUCGCGCACUAUUUACUGGUGACACCGUCCUUGGGAAAGGAACUGCUGUGUUCGAAGAUCUCGGAUCAUAUGUGGCAAGCCUUCGCACCAUGCUUCAUGCUGCACGUAAUGAGGACUUUGGACAAGGGAAACCGGAAGGGAAAGCAGAGGCAACGUAUACCCUGUUAUAUCCUGGCCACGGACCUGUCGUUGAGGAAGGCACAACGACGAUACGGAUGUACAUCGAGCACCGCUUGGAGAGGGAGGAACAGAUAAUUGAGGCCAUCGGAGUGCCUCCGCCUGGCAGCUCGGACGAUAUAUGGACGACGUGGGGCGUCGUCGAGAAGUUGUAUGCAAGAUAUCCACAGUCAUUGUGGGAGCCUGCAGCGCAUGGCAUUCAGUUGCACCUGAAGAAGCUCGAGAAAGAGGGGAGGGUAAUUUAUGACGGUGGAGAAGGAAAGGAGGCUCGAUGGAAAUUGAUUACAGGAUAACGGUUCAUGACCGUCUUGGGACUCUUGUAGGGAUUAAAUUGGAUAUGUAUAUCAAUGUUGUAUGAUAUGGAUUGUGCAUGUUAUAAAGCACUUCUAUCGGAAUUCUGCCACCCUUAC